Molecule: messenger RNA, 1744 nt
Organism: Onychostoma macrolepis
Lineage: Eukaryota; Metazoa; Chordata; Actinopteri; Cypriniformes; Cyprinidae
Product: ubiquitin carboxyl-terminal hydrolase 37-like
Exons: 13
Coding region: 20-1339 (439 amino acids)
Biological process (GO): G1/S transition of mitotic cell cycle; protein deubiquitination
Cellular component (GO): cytosol; nucleus
Molecular function (GO): cysteine-type deubiquitinase activity; cysteine-type endopeptidase activity
Source: RefSeq, a predicted model, not a curated record
AGAUCUGCUGAAUGAAACCAUGGAAAUGGAAGUUAUCGGAGAUGUAUCUGGAGUUUUGAGCACCUCUACCAGCACUGAUGAUUCCUCCUCAUCUCCAGAAAGUGGAGCAUCAGAUCUGGAGAUCAGCGGAGAUUUCAUCUUUACCAGCACUGAUGAUUCCUCCUCAUCUGCAGACAGAAGACUAUCAGAUCUGGAGACCAGUGGAGGUUUCACCUCUACCAGCACUAUGUGGGAUUCCACAUCUGAAGAGAGCGAGAAGAUCGAUCUGCUGGCUGAACUUCAGGCCGCAGCAGUUCUUGAAGAUGCAGCUGGCGAUCAGACCUUCUCUGAUGCGGAUCUUGACUGCAUCCUUGGUGUGCUGGCUAGUAUGACGGCGCAGUCCAACGGUCUGUCCCAGGCCAAAAUACUGCAGCUCAUACAGGGCAGUCCAAAGCAGGAGCAGAUUGAGACUGAGCAACAGAGCAGCAGCAGUGAUACGGAGGACAAUUUUGAGUUGGCGGAUGUUGUGGCGACAGCAUCCCCAACUAAAAUCAAGCACUUGGGUUUUCCCAAUUUAGGCAACACGUGCUACAUGAACUCUGUGUUGCAGUGCCUCCUCAUCAUUUCCCCCUUCCGGGACGAUCUACUUUCCCAGCGGGAGCGGUGGAAUGAGGGAAGCACAAUGCUCAGGGCGCUCACCGACCUGCACAUGGCCAGGCUGGCAGGCAACAGCAAAAAUCUGAAAGCGAAGCUCUUGUCUACAGUGAAGGCCUGCGUUGAAUCUCGCCAUCCUGAUUUCUUGGGAGACCAUCAGCAAGACGCCCAUGAGUUCCUGAUGGUUUGCCUGUCCCAUCUGAAGGAGGAGGGCAUGCUUUUGCGGAGCUACUGGCCUCAAUACACCUGUCCUGUAGCCAAUAUGGAGUUCCAGCUCCGCCGCCUGCGCACUUGCGACAGAUGUGGCUUCCAGAGAAGCUUCAGAGAGGAUUCCAACUACCUCUCACUGGUCAUUAGUCCUCAAGGAAGCCUCGUUGAAAGCCUUCAGCAGUACUUCAAUGCAUCUUCGUUUGAAUGCUCCUGCAGCGAGUGCGCCGGCACCACGGCUUCAGAUGCGCUGGAAUUGCUCACCCUUCCACGGGUGAUGGUCCUUCUGGUCAUGCGCUUUGACAUUACGUCAUCAAUGUGCAAGCUGAAAAAUCGACUGGAAGUUCCAGAAGAGUUUACACUGUCCUGCGGUACAGUUGCGGAGAGCAGAGAGAUGACAGAAAAGACAGACAGAAAAAGCCCAAAGCAACAGCCAAAGAGAAGAAACAACAAUAGGGUUGAAUCUGUAGGACCUCAGGAAAGAUAUAGACAGCGAUAGAUAGAUAGAUAGAACUUUAGAUAGACCAAUAUGUAGAACAAUACAAUAAUAAAUAGAGUGAUAUACAGACAGAUGAAAUAGAGAAUGAUGAUUAGAGACAUUUGAAACGCAGCAGCAUCUUAUAAUCAGUGUUUGUGCUGAACAGGUGGAAGCAUCAGACGGCAGCAGCAGCACACAGUACAGACUAGCUGCAGUCGUGUCUCAUCUGGGCCGCAGUUUGUAUUGUGGGCACUACGUCAGUCACAUCCGUGACUUCACUGGAUCUGGAUGGCUGAAAUGCAGUGACACCAGCAUCAGAAGAUCCAGCUGGUCAAAGGCGCCGAGUAACAUCGCAAAGAACGGAUACAUGCUCUUCUAUGUGAAGAGCUCAGCUGCAGUUGGUUGAUGCUGUUUUAAAGAAGAAGG